AUGGUGCGACGCAAGCGUAGCAUUUCGUACCGGUCGGAGCGGGAGAGGAACCGGGGGCGUGACCGUGACAAGCGGCAGCGCAAGCGGCUCGACAACGAGAGGAACAUGCUGGAGAUGCUCAGCGUGAUGUCCGCCUGCUCUCUGGAGCGCCGUGAAGAGGCGAAGGGGUCCGCUGAGGCGGGUGCGGCCGAGCCCGGGGGUAGCCGUGACGUGCCCGAGAGUGGUGCUGGGGGCGCGUCAACCAUGGAUGACGACCGCUCCGCCUCCGCGUCUCCCGCCUUCAAGCCGGGCACUCCGAACCAGACUGCGUUCGACCCAGCCGCCGCCGCCGCCGGCCAGUAUCGCCAGCCGCCGGCGCAGUCCAAGUAUUCCCAGCUGCUGGCCGUCAUUGAGGACAUGGGACGCGACAUCCGACCCACCUACUCGGGCAGCAAAAGCAGCGCCGAGCGCCUGAAACGCGGCAUCGGACACGCGCGCAUCCUGGUCCGCGAGUGCCUCAUCGAGACGGAGCGCAGUGCCAAGUCGUGA
Amphibalanus amphitrite is the source of this 528-nucleotide messenger RNA. Its product is annotated as cyclin-dependent kinase 2-associated protein 2-like. Gene Ontology annotation, cellular component: cytoplasm; nucleus. The transcript is spliced from 2 exons. Lineage: Eukaryota; Metazoa; Arthropoda; Thecostraca; Balanomorpha; Balanidae. The record is from RefSeq and is a predicted model, not a curated record. The coding region runs from base 1 to 528 and encodes 175 amino acids.